Seminavis robusta is the source of this 552-nucleotide messenger RNA. The record is from the annotation of a GenBank genome assembly. Lineage: Eukaryota; Bacillariophyta; Bacillariophyceae; Naviculales; Naviculaceae.
AUGUGGAGAUCAGCUCUCCUAGCCAUAUUCUUGGCUGGGCAUGUUGCUUCCUUUGUGAACAAUCCUAUUGGCACUGGAGUGCGUCUCUUUGGGACUAGAGGACUCCAAACGAGGCAACUAUCUUCGACAUUUGAAAGAACAGAGACUUCGAAUGGAAACAAUAAUGGCAGAGGUGGACCAAGAAAUGACAACCGACAGAACCAGAACUACAAUAGGCGACCCAACAACAAUUUCAGUAGGGGACCCGGUGGCGGUGGUGGAGGUGCUCCAGCACUCAAACUGGAAAAUCCACUAAAGUUACAGAGAAUUGCGGCUGCUCCACCGAGCAAUCCUCGAGGAGGAGAUCAACGAGGAGGACCCAGGAAUAAUAACGCCAGGGGUGGUGGCGGCGGUGGUGGCAACCAGAGAGGCCACGAAGAGACGGACCUCCUCGUCAAGUUGCCAGUAUUGGAGAUGGAGCCGCUCCGGGUCCGGGAGCAACAAGUGAGUCGAAGUAUAAUAACUACAACGACAACACUCGUGGUAGGUAGUAGCAUCAGCACCCAUGUCUGA